CGCGCAGGUUCCCCGGUGCACCGGAGGAAAACCGACCGGGCCGAGCGGAGAAAGGCUGACCUUGCUCCGCCGCCGCUGCCGCGAUGCCGUGGCUGUGGGUGGCCUUGCUGGCGGCGCUCGCCUUCUUCGCGCUCCUGGACGGCUGGUACCUGGUGCGCGUGCCGCUGGCCGUGCUGCGCGCGCGCCUGCUGCAGCCGCGCGUCCGCGACUUGCUGGCCGAGCAGCGCACCGGGGGCCGCGUGCUGCCCUCGGACUUGGACCUGCUGCUGCACAUGAACAACGCGCGCUACCUGCGCGAGGCCGACGUGGCGCGCGUCGUGCAUUUGACCCGCUGCGGAGUGCUGGGCGCACUGCGAGAGCUGGGAGCCAACACGGUGCUGGCCGCCUCGUGCGCGCGCUACCGCCGCUCGCUGCACCUCUUCGAGCCCUUUGAGAUGCGCACCCGCCUCCUGGGCUGGGACCACCGAGCCUUCUAUCUGGAGGCCCGCUUCGUGAGCCUGCGCGACGGCUUCGUGUGCGCGCUGCUGCGCUUCCAGCAGCACAUAGUGGGCACCUCGCCGGAGCGCAUCGUGGAGCACUUGUGCAAGCGCAGGGUGGAGCCUCCAGAACGGCCCGAGGACCUGCAGCACUGGAUCGCCUACAAUGCGGCCAGCAGCCAGCUGCUUCGCGCCGAGAGCGGCCUCAGCUGCGCCCCCAAGGACCAGUGACUGGCACCGCCCCGCCUUGCCCUCUGCGAAGGCUGGGCUGCACUGGAUCUGCCCCGGCUGAAGGGGCCUCGAGGCCCACCUUGGCCCCUCACCCGCUCAGCUCCUCAGUUCCAGCUCUCUGGGCAGGGGUGGUGAGGGCAUUGUCCCUGGUGCGGGGACUGCAGGAGCCCUGGGCGGAGUCCACAGCCAGGCCACACUCCUGUGGGCUUGGUGCCCAGUGCCCGGGUCCCUGCCAGAACGGCCUGUGCCAUGCCCAGGGUCAAACUGUGGCCUGGAUACUCCACCUUGAUGGCAACCCCUGGGGCAGGUGAGAGCAGCUGGCCCCAGGGAGGUCAGCUAGGGCCCAGGUUAGGUGGGGGCGCAGGUGGUGGUCGGGGCUGUGUAGCGGGGAAGGGUCCUAGAAGAGGCAGGGGGUGGGCCCGUGCCCGUCGCUCAGGCCCUGUCCUGCCCUGCACUGGACCAGGACGCUUCCACGGCCUGGGACCCACAAGCCAGGCCAGCUGUGGGGCUCGGCCCGGCCUGGCCCACAUGUCGCUCUCCUGGCUU
Ochotona princeps (American pika) is the source of this 1253-nucleotide messenger RNA. RefSeq names its product thioesterase superfamily member 6 (gene THEM6). The record is from RefSeq and is a predicted model, not a curated record. Bases 84 to 707 code for a protein of 207 amino acids. Lineage: Eukaryota; Metazoa; Chordata; Mammalia; Lagomorpha; Ochotonidae. The transcript is spliced from 2 exons.